Molecule: messenger RNA, 678 nt
Organism: Salvelinus namaycush (lake trout)
Lineage: Eukaryota; Metazoa; Chordata; Actinopteri; Salmoniformes; Salmonidae
Product: extensin-like
Exons: 3
Coding region: 1-678 (225 amino acids)
Source: RefSeq, a predicted model, not a curated record
AUGAAACCUUUCCCAUCCUCCACCCCACCCAACACCCUUACCGUCCUCCCCUACUCCCUCAAGCCUUUCCCAUCCUCCACCCCACCCAACACCCUUACCGUCCACCCCUACUCCCUCAAACCUUCCCCAUCCUCCACCCCACCCAACACCCUUACCAUCCACCCCUACUCCCUCAAGCCUUCCCCAUCCUCCACCCCACCCAACACCCUUAGUAUCCACCCCUACUCCUCCACAGUCUUACCCCAGCCUCCACCCAACCCAACAACCCCAGCAUCCACCCAUCCACCCCACCAGCACCCCUGCCCUCCCCAAGCUCUUCCCAACCCUCCCCAUCCCCAAGGUCUUCCCAACCCCAGCCCUCCCCAAGGUCUUCCCAACCCCAACCCUCCCCAAGGUCUUCCCAACCACAACCCUCCCCAAGGUCUUCCCAACCCCAACCCUCCCCAAUCUCUUCCCGACCCCAGCCCUCCCCAAUCUCUUCCCAACCUCAACCCUCCCCAAGGUCUUCCCAACCCCAACCCUCCCCAAUCUCUUCCCAACCCCAACCCUCCCCAAGGUCUUCCCAACCCCAACCCUCCCCAAUCUCUUCCCGACCCCAGCCCUCCCCAAGGUCUUCCCAUCCCCAACCCUCCCCAGCCCUCCCCAACCCCAACCCUCCCCAACCCCAGCUCACCCUAG